This is a messenger RNA of Antrostomus carolinensis (chuck-will's-widow), 747 nucleotides long. Its product is annotated as LIM homeobox transcription factor 1-alpha-like. NCBI's taxonomy places the organism in Eukaryota, Metazoa, Chordata, Aves, Caprimulgiformes, Caprimulgidae. The transcript has 7 exons. The annotation marks the transcript as partial. Gene Ontology annotation, molecular function: RNA polymerase II transcription regulatory region sequence-specific DNA binding; DNA-binding transcription factor activity, RNA polymerase II-specific. Gene Ontology annotation, cellular component: nucleus. Gene Ontology annotation, biological process: neuron differentiation; regulation of transcription by RNA polymerase II. The record is from RefSeq and is a predicted model, not a curated record.
AUGUCGUUUGGGAGCGAGUUUCUUGUAGGUGUCUCCAUUGGUGAGCUGCUGGUUCUGGGCCCCCGAUGGCAUGAGAAAACCCCACGUGCCGUCAUCGGCUAUCGCCGUCCUACCUCAGGUGCCACUGAGGAGGUUUACGAAAGAUUCAGAGGCAAAAGUGAUGAUGAGGACAGCAUCUGCAAACUGGGCCAAGCCUCAGGGAAGGGUGCUGAGGAUGGGAAGGAUCACAAACGGCCCAAGAGACCCCGGACAAUCCUGACCACACAGCAGCGGAGGGCAUUCAAGGCAUCGUUUGAGGUCUCAUCCAAGCCCUGCAGGAAGGUGCGGGAGACACUGGCAGCCGAGACGGGGCUGAGCGUCCGAGUGGUGCAGGUCUGGUUCCAGAACCAGCGAGCAAAGAUGAAGAAGCUCGCCAGGAGGCAGCAGCAGCAGCAGCAGGAUCAGCAAAACACCCAGCGCCUGAGCUCAGACGUCAGUGCAGGGCUGGAGGGGAUGCUGAACCCCUACACUGCUCUGCCCCCGCCCCAGCAGCUCCUGGGGAUGGAACAAAGUGUCUAUGGCUCCGACCCCUUCCGGCAAGGCCUCACCCCACCGCAGAUGCCUGGAGACCACAUGCACCCCUACGGUGCCGAGCCCCUCUUCCACGACUUGGAUAGUGAUGAUACCUCACUGAGCAACCUGGGCGACUGCUUCCUCGGCACAGCAGACUCGGGGCCGCUCCAGGCACGAGUGGGGAACCCCAUUCCC